Molecule: messenger RNA, 456 nt
Organism: Haemonchus placei
Lineage: Eukaryota; Metazoa; Nematoda; Chromadorea; Rhabditida; Trichostrongylidae
Source: the annotation of a GenBank genome assembly
AUGUACCUCGGCCGACUCAUCUCCAUGGACAACGGUUUACGUGCAGAGAUCAUGAAGCGCAGACGAUGGAUGGCAAUGGAAAGCAUCAAAGAAGCUGCUCAACUCGCAUCGGACAAGAAAAUACGAGCUGAACUUUUCGACUCUAGAUAUACUCUGGUAUUGCCUGCAUUCUGUUACGCAUCCGAUAUGUGGACGGAGAACAGGACGUCGGAGCUAGUGUUGGUUAGCGCACAAAGAGCUGUGGAGCGAACGAUGCUGAAGAUCAACCUCGCAAUGCAGAGAAGUCUCAACCUCCGUAGCGCAGACAUACGCUCAAUGACCGGCAUUCGUAACACCGAGGCGGGAAUGUUGGCUAAUACUGGUUCCAAACCGCUCAAGAUCGUCAAAAAUAGUGGGAAGCGUGUGUUUGCCGCUGAGGAUCAUCAGCCGACAACGAGCGUCCAAGUAUCCAAGUAA